Stylophora pistillata is the source of this 1323-nucleotide messenger RNA. RefSeq names its product cilia- and flagella-associated protein 77. The record is from RefSeq and is a predicted model, not a curated record. Lineage: Eukaryota; Metazoa; Cnidaria; Anthozoa; Scleractinia; Pocilloporidae.
UGUGUGUCAACAGAGGAUCGGUAAAUGGAAGGUUGUCGAAGAGCGUGAAUAAUUUCAGGAAAUUUUUCCUUGUAAAUAGCAUAUACUCUGUUCAGAAGAUAGUUUUAGGGCUUAACGAACAGGUCAAGAUGAGCAAGGAGUAUGUGACGCUGGGCGUUCAGCGCGAAUCUCUGAUAAACAAUCCUCUUCUACAAAAGUCUGAACUUGGAAGGCCACUACGGCGUUGCUUCACCCUACCUCCUGAUGGGUUUACUUACGGAAAGCCAAAUGAAGGAAAGGAUAGUGGUGCGGCUGAUGCACUUGUAUGGAGAUCAGCCCCUCUAGCUCCCCUUUAUCUUAAGGCAAAAAAGGCUCAAAGAGAUUUUAUUGGAUUAAAUAAAGGAGCAGUUCAAACUGGCCUCACAACAGCUCAGGAACAUUUUCAGUAUCGAGCCACACAUGACAUGAGAAGAAAAGACUUUGGCAAUGAAAAGACAUUAUCGAAAGUUAAAAGAAUCCCACCUACAAUGGUUUUUGGUGUCCCAACAAAGCCUUCCACUCCAGUUUAUGAUCUUCUGGGACAUAAAUAUCAAGACCGCUGGAUAGAAGAAAGACGUAAAGCUGAGGGAGCAGCCAGAGCAAGACAAGAACAGAAGAAACAUGUUGAUAAAACCAUCUAUGAGACAAGGACUGUACUGCUCAGAAAAUACCAACCCCCAGUGGAUCCAUCUCCACCAUGGCACAUGAAGAAGUUUGAAAAGAUCCCAGCUUACCUCAGCACCUUUAGAUCAGAUCAAGCUAAAGAUUCUGCUUUCAAACACCAUGCCACAGACAGCACCUCACGGCAGGGAGUUUUCGGCCAUGGAAUAUAUGAACCUGCUAAAAGCUAAAGAGCAAGACAACAAUUUUCAUCACAUUUCAACCUUAAAAGGAGUGGACGACACAUUUUUUAAAGUAUUGUAAUAAGUUAUGAUUCUAAAGAUCACUUGGCCCAAAAGAGUGGAAAGCAAUUUUUUUCUCUCUCUCUCAAAAAUCUCCUAAAAGUUUUCCAAGGAUUAUAGUUUUGUGAUUAUUCAAAGUUUUGUGCCUGUGAGGACUAAAAAAAGCAGCCUGAAAACAAAAGCCUCUGACUUUUUGUUACACAGCAGUUAUGGAAUGUUAAUUUCAUUAGCACAGACUGAAAAUAGUGAACAUUAAUUUAUUUGAAUCUUUCUAUUCUUAGCUGAUACUCUCAAUAAGUACGGAGUUGUUCAAAGUCUGCUGCUACUAAACAUUGUUAACUGAAAAACAAUUAUUUUUCCUCUUACAACUGUUGUCUACAAAUAAAAACUGUUGUAAAAUUAA